Messenger RNA from Marchantia polymorpha subsp. ruderalis, 2434 nucleotides. Lineage: Eukaryota; Viridiplantae; Streptophyta; Marchantiopsida; Marchantiales; Marchantiaceae. The record is from the annotation of a GenBank genome assembly.
CCGGCGAUUGAGCGAAGUUCGUCAUCGAAGGGAAAGCCAAGACCUAAUGUCGUGAGUUAGGAGAAUAGACCUCACAUUCAUAUUUCCUCUCAUAAUCAUUACCCUUCCUAUUCUUCGCAUUUUCUGUCUCGUACUCCAUCUUCAAAUAGACAUGACGAUAACUCGUAGAGCGGCAGCUCGAUAUAGGUGUCGCACAAAGUGAAACCAACUCUGCUGCUGCGGUGUUCCUCUGUCCUUUGUUGCCAAUUGGAGGCUUGGAGGUAUUCCCAAACGAAUCUUCCACGAACGCCAUCGUACCUUCUCCAGCUAAUUCAGUGGCUGCAUUGCCCUGUAUUGAAUCUUACCUUCUGCAUCGAGUAAUAUUAUAUCGGCUAAGCCUCAGCGGCAAUGAAGGGAAGCUGAUCAGGGUGGAGACGGAAAGAUGGCUGCUGGAAUUUACUCCAUCCCAGAAGAAACUCAACUAUACCUCAAGUAUCCACCACAUGAGGAAUUUGGACAUCAUUUUCGUAGGAUGCUUUAAUGCUUCUAGGAUUUCGUGCGUAAGACUACUUGUAUGCUGAUUUCUCUCGAGAUACCCGCAGUUUGAGGAACUCUCAUGGAACAUGCGUUACCGUCGAUGGUAGUCACAAUUCGUUAAGGAGCAAAUUCCUGGACGCCUAUUUUGUCCUUCUCCGUAGCAUUCACAAGGCUGUGUUCUCUCGCAAACGAAGUCUGCAGGGCCAGUCAUCUUGCUAAUCUCGACGUCCAGUGGAAGAUCGGGAUUAGCCAUCACUUGCGUAGUGUGCGCGGAUGCUCUGGACGAUAUAUGCUCGAAGGAAGAUGCUCGUCAAUGGCGUCUCGAAGUUGUCCAAACUUGUAGCGGUAUGCCCGAAUCGAGGGGACUAGACGGCAUAGCUCCUCUUCAUGCGGAAUGCCCGAAGGGUUUUGCUCCACAAGUGGGGCUGAGGACGAAAGAGAACUAGGCUUCGAGGGCAACGAUUUCGUGUGGUGACAGGAUUCCGCGCUGGUUAAUGUCGGCCUCAUUCCACUCGCAGGGUUCGAAUCACGGUGUCGAAUCGUUUGAGAAGGUCGGGGAAGCGUACAAGCGGCUGAGUUCAAGCGGGCGACCAUGAGAGAGACUUGCGUGUCCUGCGGUCGGCCUCAUCGCGUGUGCCUAUGCUCCGUGCUUCCAAAGCACCCUCUGCGCACCGCCACCAAGAUCAUAAUUCUGCAGCAUCCCCACGAGACUCGUCACAAGCUCGCCACUGUGCCAGUCGCUGCCCGCUGCCUCUUGGAUUGCGAAGUCGUGGUUGGGCGGAAAUUUCGACCUGGGAGUUGUCACCACCUCGACGAGUGCGCUUCUUCCUCCUCGGCCGAAUGUCGUACUUGCGGGCACAAGAAUUCAGUGCUUCUUCUCUUCCCGACCCCAACUGCUACCGAUUUGAGGGCGUGGUGUCAGUCCUCAAAAAAUGCCACGCGCUCUUCAGCGUCUGAGUCCCUGGACAUUGGAAACCCGCAUGUCGAUGGCGAUGAAUUGACGGAAGGGGAAUCCUUGCACUCGCUUGCAGAACGGGCUUUGGAACUAGGUGGGGAAGGUCAAGGUUUAGCGCAUGAGGAGGUGAGAGAUGGCAGCUGCGGUGAUGGUUGCCGUGGGAGACAGAGGACCCUACUGAUUGUCGAUGGGACAUGGCAGCAUGCCAAGGAGAUGGUCAAAGCCAGUGCGCCGUUCUUGGAAGAUUUUGUGACGAAUGUGAGCUUGCCUCAUGACGUUUCUCGAGAAGGUUGGGGCAUGGGCGACAUGGAUUCGAUUUUGAGGAAGGAGCCAUUCGCCGGCUGCGUCAGUACCAUGGAAGCCAUAGCUCGUGCUCUGGGAAUUUUGGAACUCGACGGGCCUCGUAUCGAGACUACUUUGCUCUCCGUUCUUCAGGAGAUGGUCAAUUUGCAAGCGUCCCAUUUCUCGCCUUUGAAACCUCGUCCUCGUCUUGCUAAAAAGAAAUUCUGCGAUGGACAGGCUGACGGCCAACCAGCUUGACGGCGCUACCUCUGCUUCGAGAACCUUCAUUCGGAUGCCUCCGAGCUGCCGAUCGACGCGAGGAUGCAUCUGGAUGUCAGAAUAAGACCAGAGGUCUAUCACAUUCAUUUCUUCGAGCCAUGCGUAGGGGAGAUCGAACCCACUGUGUACACGAUCACGGACGCCUGGAGAUUUCUAGCGGAGAAGGCUCAGAGGCCAAUCGUCAGCUCUGACGUUAUUCUAGAGAAGAUAUACUUUCAAACAUUUGGGCACAAAUACAAAACAUUUCUUCUUUCAAUCUUACAUUCCUCCUCGAUCUCGUCGCCGGUAGGGCAGCAAAUCAUGAUUCCUCCCAUCUGUUCGGGACGUACACUAUCGCCAAUGCUAUCACUUUCGGGACGUGGAAAAUUUCGUGAGACGCAUGAUGUUUACGUGUUCAUGUAU